AUGAGCGCCAAGAAGUGUGCUCGUGAGGAGUGUGGGAAAACCGUCUAUCCUUUGGAAGAACUCAAGUGUUUGGAUAAGGUUUGGCACAAACAGUGUUUCAAGUGUACAGUAUGCGGGAUGACACUGAAUAUGAAAAAUUACAAGGGCUACGAUAAAAUGCCUUACUGUGAACCACAUUACCCAAAAACUGUUGCAUCUGUGGUUACCGACACUCCUGAAAUGCGGCGGGUUGCAGAAAACACAAAAAAUCAAAGCCAGGUACAAUAUCAUGCGGCUUAUGAAAAAUCGAAAGGCACGAAGAUUGAAGUUGCGGAUGAUCCGGAAAUGGAGCGACAUCGGAAAAAUAUGCAGGUUUAA
Molecule: messenger RNA, 357 nt
Organism: Strongylus vulgaris
Lineage: Eukaryota; Metazoa; Nematoda; Chromadorea; Rhabditida; Strongylidae
Source: the annotation of a GenBank genome assembly